This is a messenger RNA of Seriola aureovittata, 2402 nucleotides long. It is a transcript of the gene dnajc21, whose product is annotated as DnaJ heat shock protein family (Hsp40) member C21. Gene Ontology annotation, molecular function: zinc ion binding; nucleic acid binding. The transcript is spliced from 12 exons. The coding region runs from base 316 to 1953 and encodes 545 amino acids. Gene Ontology annotation, cellular component: cytoplasm. The record is from RefSeq and is a predicted model, not a curated record. Lineage: Eukaryota; Metazoa; Chordata; Actinopteri; Carangiformes; Carangidae.
CGCGAGAUUUAGCGAUAGCAGCGAAGACUCUCCUGUUCGUGGUAUAUAUAUAUAUACAUAGUCCCAACAAGUAACUUAUAAGAAGCUGUUAAGUCAGUAUAAAGAACGUCGCACAGAUUUGAAUAUGUAAUACCCAAAAAUUACAAUAUUGUCGCUAUUACCUGAGAAGUCUGGAUUGUUUUAAAGAUGAAGUAGAGAUGCUGCCCGGUCGCUAAUAUGCUGCAGUUAGCUACAUGCUAAAGUUAGCCUCGUCUGGGACAACAAUUUUCCGAGUAUUUAUUGUAGUGUCAGGUUUCUAUUCACAGUUAUCUAACAAUGAAGUGUCACUAUGAAGUAUUAGGUGUGAAACGAGACGCAGGAGAUGAUGAUUUGAAGAAAGCCUAUCGUAAACUAGCAUUGAAAUGGCAUCCAGAUAAAAACUUGGACAAUGCUGAGGAUGCGGCGGAGCAGUUCAAGUUGAUUCAGGCAGCUUAUGAGGUCCUGAGUGAUCCACAGGAGAGAGCUUGGUAUGACAAUCAUAGAGAGGCUCUGCUGAAAGGAGGACUGAGUGGAGACUACGAAGAUGACAGCAUUGACCUGCUGCAGUACUUCACAGUCACCUGUUAUUCUGGCUAUGGAGAUGAUGAGAAGGGUUUCUACACAGUUUACAGGAAUCUUUUCGAGUCCAUUGUUAAAGAGGAGAUGGAGCAAGGCAGGGUGGAGGACGAGGAAGACGAGGAGGAGUUUCCUCCCUUUGGAGACUCUCAGAGUGAUUAUGAUACCGUCGUACAUGUGUUUUACGGCUACUGGCAGAGCUUCUGCACUCGUAAAAACUUUGCCUGGAAGGAGGAGUAUGAUACGAGGCAGGCCUCCAACCGCUGGGAAAAAAGGGCCAUGGAGAAGGAGAACAAGAAGACCAGAGACAAGGCUCGAAAGGAGCGCAACGAACUGGUGCGACAACUAGUGGCUUUUGUUCGCAAGCGUGACCGACGUGUGCAGGCCCACAGGAAGCUGGUGGAGGAGCAGAACGCUGAGAAGAUCAAGAAGGUGGAGGAGCUGAGGCGGAAGCAGAAGCUCAGCCAGGCAAAACUGGCAGAGGAAUACAAAGAGCAGAGCUGGGCGGCCAUGUCUGAACUCGAGAAGGAGCUGCAGCAGAUAGAGGCUCAGUACGGAGAAGAGUUUGGAGAUGCAUCAGAGAGUGAGGAAGAAGAGCAGGAUAUGGACACACGGGAGAAGAACAGUGAAGAGGGAGGAGAUGCAGACCAGCCUGACGGAGAUGAACUGACAAUCGACUACUAUGAUGACCUGUACUGCCCAGCCUGUGACAAAUCCUUCAAAUCAGAUAAAGCUAUGAAAAACCAUGAAAAAUCCAAAAAGCACCGGGAGAUGGUGGCAUUGCUGCGGCAACAGCUGAAGGAGGAAGAGGAUUCGCUUGGUUUGAACCUCAACGAAAAGCAGGGAAGAAAUGAGGAAGAUGAGCAGGAAGAGGAGGAGGAGGAGGAAGUUGAAGAGGAGCAGGAAAAGCCAAGGCAAAAGCUGUCCAAAAAACAAAAGAGGAAAAAGAAACAGAAGGAAGCAGUAAAUCGGACUGCUCCAGAGGAAGAGGAGGAGAAACCAACACCAACACCAACACCCACCACCUGCGAGGAAGAUGCCCCUGAGAAGUCAGCAGACCCUACAGAGCCUGAGAAGCAGGAUGAUCUCCCUCCCACAGAGGUCAAGAGCUCCGGGAAGACGAAGGGAAAGAAGGGAGGAGGAAAAGACAAACCGAAGAACGUCAAGUCAAACACAGGAGGAGAGCAGUUUCCUGAGAAGGAAGUAAACCUCUGCUGUGUGACCUGUAACAACGAGUUCCCGACGAGAAACAAGUUGUUUGACCAUCUGAAGACCAGCGGCCAUGCCAUUGCUGUCUCCUCAAAUGCUUCUCACAGCUCCAUGAGCAAGAGUAAAAAGGACAAGAAGAAAAACAGAUAACACAUCAUUAUCUGGGCAGAUGAUGAACCUGAGAGUUUGAUUCAGUAAGGACACAAGAAACAGCACUCUGAGAAGUCUCUCAGGAGGGAGAUGAACUAUAAAAAUAAAAAAAUAAAAAAAAGCCUUUGAAGUGGACCUUAAUGGACUGGAUUGGCUGACCAGAGAGCAGAUAGUUUUUUUCAAUUACUCAUUAAACAUGUUCAGUGUGACAGCUGUGUAUGCGAGAGAUUGAAUCUUCCACAUUGGACUGACUAAAAUGUUCUGAGCAGUUUUCCAGUAUCUUUCACAGUAACUUAUGAAUGAUAAAACAGAUACACAUUCAUCCCCAUUAUCAAAUACUUUACUGUUUUAAGACCCAUCUCUCUUUGUUUGUCAUGAAGAGCUCUGUAGUGGUAUUACUGCAUCGUAAAAAAUAAAGGUGAUACUGCACGUUGGUAUUUAUACAACAA